Molecule: messenger RNA, 1255 nt
Organism: Tyto alba (common barn owl)
Lineage: Eukaryota; Metazoa; Chordata; Aves; Strigiformes; Tytonidae
Gene: PIGH
Product: phosphatidylinositol glycan anchor biosynthesis class H
Exons: 4
Coding region: 161-733 (190 amino acids)
Biological process (GO): GPI anchor biosynthetic process
Cellular component (GO): glycosylphosphatidylinositol-N-acetylglucosaminyltransferase (GPI-GnT) complex
Source: RefSeq, a predicted model, not a curated record
CGGAGCGGCGCGGCAGCCGCGGCAGGGCCGGGCAGGGCCGGGCCGGGCCGGGCCGGGCCGGGCCGGGCGUGAGGCGCUGCCCCUCAGCUCCCCUCAGCGUCCCCUCCGCUCCCCUCAGCCGCGGCGGCCACGCGCCCUCCCGCGGCCCGCCGGGCGGGCGAUGGAGGAGCGGUGGUACCGCGCGGCCUCGGGCGCGCCGCUGUCGCUGCGGCGCCGCCAGCACAGCGCCUCCUGCCGGGAGCUGGCGGUGCGCGGCCCCCGCCUGCAGCUCCGCUCCCUCAGCGCCCUCACCGCCGCCGCCUGGCUGGCGGCCUACGCGCUCUUCCUGCUCACCCAGAACAGUAUGGUGCUUUCUGCUGCUAUCUUCAUCACGCUGAUUGGCCUGAUCAUUUACCUGCACUUUGUGAAAGUUGACCAGGAAUCGCUGCUGGUCAUCGGCUCACUCGGCAUUCAGGUGACUUCAUCCUAUGCUUCAGGGAAAGAGAGCACAACCUUCAUUGAGAUGGGUCGGGUGAAAGACGUGGUUAUCAAUGAAGCCAUCCAUAUGCAAAAAGUUAUCUACUACCUGUGCAUCCUCCUCCAGGACCCUGGAGAUCCUCAGGGAAUAUCUGAGGUUGUGCCACUCUUUCAGAGCUCCAAGCCACGGCUGGACUGUUUGAUAGAAGUAUACAAAAGUUGUCAAGAAAUCCUGGAGCAAAGGAAGACAGCUCCACAAUCAAGUGGAAUAAAAUAGUAAAAAAAAAAAAAAAAUCAAGGCAGCAAACUUGCAGCAGGAGUCAGAGACGCAUGUGGGAAAGCAAGCAAAACUGGCCCAUCGCUUUUUUUAGCAGUACAGUGGUGUUAGGUCUAAAGGCCCACACAGGCUCACAGAGUUGUGAGAGCUAAUGUUGGCUCAAGCACUGAAGUGAACCUUGAAAUCCUCUGCUAUGAAGAUAGGUGAGCAGAACUUUUUUGACUCAGACAGAAAAGGUUUCUCCUUGCCUGUCUGGAAACAAAUUAUGGGGAAACAGGGCAAAGGGAGGCAGGAACAUGCAUCAAAUGUUGUAGUGUUUUGUGGAUCUGAAAAUUAUGAUACACUCAUAAUGUAACCUUGGCCAGACUGUCAAAAAUAUUAUUUCUUUUUUUUGUUUCUAUUUAACCCUUUGUUUGAAAAAAAGCAUAUGCCACUCUAAAUACCAAAGCAGAUGUGUGGGCUGGGAUGGUAACUUCCUGAUCCACAGGAGAAUUUCAGAAAUAAAGUAUCAUAUAAUUAAAA